AUUUAGUCUGUGUUUCACUCUUCGUCGCUUAAGGGCAUAAGAAGCGGAGUUGCUUGCGAAUUGUAAACAAAUCGCGGAAAAGCUGUCAAAUUCAUUCAAAUCAUUGACAUUUGAUAGUAGCCGAUGAACCACAAGUUAUAUUUCAAUAGUUUUCGCUACUAGAUAAGUUAAUAAACGAGUUUAUCGAGUCGUAGAAGGCCAUCCAAUGACGAUUAAGUAAAUCGACAAAAACAGUCAAAAUGAUGGGAGUAAGCCAGAACAUGGAACUGAAGGAACUCUCUACAGAGGAAGCUUUGAUGCGAACCCUAUCCUCAGAGCUCGGCAAUGAAGUGGAACCUCACUCCACCCCUGCCAUUCUCAAUGAAUCCAGUCGAACGUCUGUGGAUGAAGUGGAUCUUUGUGAUCUAACCAAUGGCGUCGAUAGCUCCGAUAACGUCAAAGUUAUUGACAAACCAAAAAAGAUAUCGGACCGAGAGCGUAAUCCAGGUAGCGAUUUGGACGCUCUUCUGGACAAGAUUAGCUCUAUUGUGGAUUGUAGUCCCAAAAAUUCCGAUGAUAUUGAUUUACUCGAUAGAGGCGAGGAAUGCGACUCUGUGUCGGCGAAGAAGAGAACAGCUGGUGAUACGGACAAAAAUCUAAAAGAGCAAAAAGAAAAACCAGAAGAAGAAGAACAAGGUGAAGAUGUGCUUAGUUCUCUAGAAGGAGCAGAGUGCAUCGAUCCUGAUUCUGAGUUAAAGACUGAGGAGAAAUUAGAAGAAAAUGAAGAACACGCUUCAGCCAAAGAAUCCACACAGAAAACCGAAGAUUUAGCUGAUUCAGAUGAAAUAUUAAAGUCAAAGGAAGAAGAUGAAGUCGCAGCCCAUACUGCGGAAAACAUUGAAAAAGACGGUAAAAAUACAUCAACAGAAGAUGUGUUUAUGUAUGCUUUAGACUGUAUUUCGAGUGCCGAGUCCUCUCAGGACUCCAAGAAGGUAAAGCCAAGCAAAAAACUAAACACGGAAGAUAACUCUUCUGCCAAUGACUUAGAAGAUAUUUCAUCUGAUGACGAUGAUAUAAUUAAGGAAAAUGAAAAACCCAACACUGAGGUUAUAGAUUUAGAUUCGUCGAGUGAAUGUGUGCCUUGCGAAACGGAAUCGGAGGUCGAGGAAAUUGCAGCUAACACAGAAGAUACCGAAGUCGUUACUCACGGUAAGGUUUCUGCGAAGAAAUCAUUGAAUUUGCAAAGUAUUAUCUCAGAAAAGUCCGCGAGUGCGGCCGAAUAUGAGCCUGUCAAAGCUGAUGAACAUUUAACAGAAGGUGACGAUCCCAUGUUAGUUGGAGACGAGGUAACCGAAAAGUCGAAAGAGUCUAUCCCAAUCCAGAGCGAAGAGUCAAUGGAAAUCGAUGAACCGGAUGAAUCCAAGGAAUCCGAGGAAGAAGGGCAAAAGGAAAAAGAAGAGCCUGGUUACUGCAAGAAAGCAAAAGAUUCAGAAGAGGCGAAGGAAAAAGAAAAGCCGGAGAUGAAAACCAUACAAGCUUCGAAAAGAGCAGAGAUACUGGGAGACACCAAGGGAAAGGAAGAUCCAAACCCAUCCCAGGAUGUGGAAGAUGUUAAGGACACAGAAGAGCCAGAAAAUAAAAAGGAAAUAGAACAGACUGGAGAGCUUGAGGAACCUGUGGUGAUCGAAGGUGAAGAAACAGAAGAUCCCAAAAAGAAAGUCCAAAAGGAAUUUGAUGCUCGAACUCAAGCCCAAGAAGAAAAGAAGGCUGCAGAGGAUGAACCAGAAGGCGACAAGGAACCCACGACAAAUGGAGUAUGCGAAAUUUCUACUGAUGGAAAUUUAAAGCAUUUAGAAAGCAAGGAAUCAACGGCUGUUGAAGAGGAGACCAAAGAGACGGAGUCCGAUGACGAAGUUAUAUUCUUUGAACCCCUAGAGAAGACCGAAAAUGUGGGCACCACAGCCAAUCCAACGAACGAAAAUUCUGUGAAACCACAAGCUAAGGAUGACGAAGUUGUUCUCGUCUCCGAGGAUGAGGAUGAAACACCGCAGAAUAAGAUACCGGAAAAGGAAGUUCAAACUACCCAAAAGGAAACAGCUUUAAAAGAACUUUCCAAUGAGUCCACUACAGAAUCAGGUGAAGCUAAGGACCUACAAAUAGACAACUCCGACAAUGCGUGCGAUCAGUUUGAGAAACUGAAGACCCAUGAUGUGGUAAAGCAAACUGCCACAGAAGAUGGGAACAGUAAUUCCAGCAAUCUAUUGCGACCCGCCGAGUACACGGAAGACUCGGCUCCAAAACGGCUGCGUCUCAGUACCGAUGAAAAAAAUGAAUUCGAAAUGGAGACGAAUCAAGAUGCAUCACCAAAACUCAGCAGAGCAAAGGAUGGUUUAAAGGAUGUAACCAAGCGGAGCCAUGAACAUCUGGACAGCAGCCCUCAGGAGGAAAUACCCAAUAAGAAAGCUAGGACUGAAGACUCCGACUCAAAUAGCUCCCACGAAGGCACGCUACAGAUUGAUAUGGGUGGACAGGAUGACAAAGAAGAAUCCCCCAAAAAAGAAGUCCAAAAAAAACUCGACUUCGACCUUAACCCCGUUCCAGAAAUUAAACAGAAUGUUAAGCCUCUGCGCUUGGAAUUCUUUAAGACCUUCCGACGUAGUUUCGACACAAUGACCCGUGACGACCUGGAGGAGCUGGUGCUGCAGAAGGUCGUCGAGGCGAUGAUGGUUAAAAGUGAUUUCGCAGAAAUACGUAUGCAGCUGGAAAAAUGCGAGAGCACUCUCGUCAAUUAUCGACGCAAGAUUGCCGAGGUGUCGAAGCAAUUCCUGGAUUUGGAGACGGUGCACAAGCGUGUGCUUAAGGACUUGGAGGCUAAGAACUCUCAUUUUACCGCUCCUGUGCGGAUAACACGAGCUGUUGGUCUUCAGGUGGGCAUUCCGUUCAAGGCCAUAAAGCCCACCGUCGCCGCUCCAGAGCCAACGCAUGCUGCUGGCAGCGUGUUGGCUCCGCCCAGCGGAACGCCACCCAAGGCCAGCACCUCCCCGACGCGUGCGUCCGUGCGACCAAGACCUCCUCCGCCUCCCUUUGGACCACCCACAUCCUCAUCGGAAACGGUUGCGGGCGUCAGUGUCUCUCAGAAUUCCAAUCCCCAACAGCAGCAGCCAGCAGCACGGUCAUCUCCAUCCUUGGCCACGGCUAGUGUCACGCCACCUGUGCGCCGGGGCUGCUUGCAGAAGGUCACGCCUCAUCGACCGGUACCUACUAACUUACAGCCCGGGCCAAUGCUCACGAAUCAGACCAGCGUCCAACGUCUGCAGCCCCCACCGCCUAUAGCUCAAAGGACAAUGCACGCCUCCAAGCAUACGGGAACACCUGGCUCCACGACUUCAGCGGUGGCCAAUGCGAUUAAUAAAAGCGUCAUGCGUGGCCGGAUGUCAGCAGCCGCUUUCUUGGCGCAAAGACAACAGCAGCAACAACAACUGCAACAACAACAGGCGCAGCAACAGUUCAUACUACCUCGACCUAGUUCCGGUCCCACGCCAGGUGCGAGUCCUGCCAAGCAGGUGCCGAAGUGCACAACUAAAGUGCGCGCCCAGCAGCCACCGCUUUCGGGGGCCACGGUCUCGGUGCCAAUCUCAUCCAGCAGCAGUGGGUCGGGAUCUGGCAGCUAUGGACAGCAGCAGGAGCCCAGCUUGACGCCGGCCAAGCCCAAGGAGAAGGCAGUCAUUGACCUCACAGAUGAGGAUGAUGCAGCGGCUGCGGCGGCGGCAAGGGCUGCCCAAGCACAAAUCGAGGCUAACGCUCGUUUGCGUCAGGCAUCCAAUGCGGCGAUUAAGCGGAAUGCUCAGACUGCAGCAGCGAUAAGAGGAGGACGUGGAGGCGGAAAUGUGGUGCGAGCUUCUCCAAUGCAAUUGGCUCGCGUAAAUGCUCGACAGUUAGUCCAUAAUAAUGGAGGAGGUCAGCGAAGUUCCUUGGGCUCAAACGUAACUAUGCAGAUACGUUCGGAGAACACCCCGCCUCCAGCAUCUCGUUUAAGAUACUCACAUCCUGCACCACUGCCCACGUCACCUCCCCAGCCCUUCAAUCCAGCCUGGAAGGUGCCUCCUUCGCGACCCGUUAUCCGGAUUAGUCUCCUUGAGACUGGUAUCGUUAUAUCCUGGACUCUGGAGGAUUCGAGCCCGCGGUUCGCAGAGUGCGUAAUGUACCAGAUCUAUGCAUACCAGGAGACGAUUCACGAGCCCAGCACGGAUAGCUGGCGGCAUGUAGGCGAUGUCAGCGCUAUGUUGCUGCCCAUGGCCGUGACUUUAAAUCAGUUCCAGGAGAACCAGAGGUAUUUCUUUGCUGUGCGGGGCGUUGAUAGCCACGAACGAUUCGGGCCGUUCAGUGUUCCCAAGACCUGGUCGUAGACGGAUUGGUCUGUUCUCUUCCUUAGGUGUAGAUUCUAGUUUUAGUAGGCGAUAUGUAAUUUAUUUUUGUCCUUGGUAAUCCGUUCUCGAAACUAGCCGAAAUGAUCAGUUUACGCCUAAGUUAUACAGAGAUUUUUGAAGAAUUUUUAAGAAGUAAUAAACAAGUUAUGCCAAGCAGCCAAUCCUCUGCAGCCAGUAAAGAACAAAAGAAAACAUUGUAUUUUAUUCUCAAUAGGUUAUUUAACAUAAAUAAGUUCAAAACUUACAUGAAAUAAUACACAAGAUUGAAUAAAUAUCAAAUGAGAAUGGC
Drosophila sechellia is the source of this 4695-nucleotide messenger RNA. RefSeq names its product Fibronectin-III type domain-containing protein windei (gene wde). The record is from RefSeq and is a predicted model, not a curated record. Gene Ontology annotation, molecular function: transcription coregulator activity; protein binding. Gene Ontology annotation, biological process: regulation of DNA-templated transcription. The coding region runs from base 240 to 4385 and encodes 1381 amino acids. The transcript has 5 exons. Gene Ontology annotation, cellular component: nucleus; transcription regulator complex. NCBI's taxonomy places the organism in Eukaryota, Metazoa, Arthropoda, Insecta, Diptera, Drosophilidae.